AUGGCGGUGGUGUGGGGGGGGGGGAGAGAGGCGCGGAGACGAGGAUGGCGGUGGUGUGUGGGGGGGGGGGGGGAGGGGCGGAGACGAGGAUGGCGGUGGUGUGGGGGGGGGAGAGAAGGGCGGAGACGAGGAUGGCGGUGGUGUGGGGGGGAGAGGGGCAGAGACGAGGAUGGCGGUGGUGUGGGGGGGGAGAGGGGCGGAGAAGAGGAUGGCGGGGGGAGAGAGGGGCGGAGACGAGGAUGGCGGUGGUGUGGGGGGGGGGGAGAGAGGGGCGGAGACGAGGAUGGCGGUGGUGUGGGGGGGGGAGAGGGGCGGAGACGAGGAUGGCGGUGGUGUGGGGGGGGGGGGGAGGGGCGGAGACGAGGAUGGCGGUGGUGUGGGGGGAGAGAGGGGCGGAGACGAGGAUGGCGGUGGUGUGGGGGGGGGGAGAGAGGGGCGGAGACGAGGAUGGCGGUGGUGUGGGGGGGGGAGAGGGGCGGAGACGAGGAUGGCGGUGGUGUGGGGGGGGGGGAGUGA
Knipowitschia caucasica is the source of this 516-nucleotide messenger RNA. NCBI's taxonomy places the organism in Eukaryota, Metazoa, Chordata, Actinopteri, Gobiiformes, Gobiidae. The record is from the annotation of a GenBank genome assembly.